AUGUUGAGAACUCGAAUUGUGGAUGGGUUGUCUCGUAGAUAUAUUCGCAGGUGCCUUGCGACCCAGGCGUUUCAUUAUCAGGUACCCGAGGAAUAUCAAUCGAGAACUCCCCCAUAUUCUAAAUUGAUUGAUAAAUUAUCAAAGGUGCAAAAAAUCAUCAACAACCAGCCGUUGACCCUUGCUGAAAAGAUCUUAUAUUCGCAUCUAUGUGAUCCAGAAGAGAGUCUAGUGUCAUCGAAUCUUGCCGAUAUCAGAGGUCAGCAGUACUUGAAAUUGAAUCCUGAUAGAGUUGCAAUGCAGGAUGCUUCAGCUCAGAUGGCCUUGCUCCAGUUCAUGACUUGUGGUAUGGCCUCAACUGCCGUACCGGCGUCUAUACAUUGUGACCAUUUGAUUGUUGGGAAAGAUGGCGCAGAUACAGAUUUGACCAAAUCAAUAGCAACGAAUAAAGAAGUUUUCGAUUUUUUGCAAAGCUGUGGUGACAAGUACGGUAUACAAUUUUGGGGUCCUGGAUCGGGAAUCAUUCAUCAAAUCGUAUUGGAAAACUUUUCUGCUCCCGGGUUGAUGAUGUUGGGAACUGAUUCUCAUACUCCAAAUGCAGGUGGGUUGGGUGCUAUUGCUAUUGGUGUCGGUGGUGCUGAUGCAGUGGACGCCUUAACAGGAACGCCAUGGGAAUUGAAGGCACCAAAGAUUAUGGGUGUCAAGUUGACUGGGAAAUUAUCUGGCUGGGCUGCGCCCAAGGAUGUUAUUACUACGUUGGCUGGCGUAUUGACCGUGAGAGGAGGCACUGGCUAUAUAGUAGAGUAUUUUGGAGAGGGUGUAUCAAACUUAUCGUGUACCGGAAUGGCCACCAUUACAAAUAUGGGCGCAGAGAUUGGUGCAACUACUUCAAUUUUCCCAUAUCAAGAGGCUCACAAAAGAUAUUUGAACCAAACAAAUAGAGGACCAAUUGCUUUAGCGGCUGAUGCAGUGAACAAAGACUUUAAGUUCUUGCAGGCUGAUGAAGGUGCCGAGUAUGACAGAGUUGUUGAAAUAAACUUAUCCGAGUUGGAACCACACGUUAAUGGACCAUUUACCCCAGAUUUGUCUACUCCAAUAUCUAAAUUUGGUAAAACUGCACAAAAGGAAGGAUGGCCAGAAACCGUGUCCGCUGGAUUAAUCGGAUCAUGUACCAACUCGUCGUAUCAAGAUAUGUCGAGAGCUGUCUCGCUCAUCAAACAAGCUGAGGCUGCAGGACUAAAGCCAAAGAUUCCAUUUUUUGUUACACCAGGCUCGGAACAAAUCAGAGCUACCAUAGAAAGAGAUGGACUCAUUGGUACAUUUGAAAAAAAUGGGGCUAUUGUAUUGGCAAAUGCCUGUGGUCCAUGUAUUGGACAAUGGGAUAGAACAGAUGUAGCGAAAACUUCAACUGAGUACAACGCCAUCUUUACAAGCUUUAAUAGAAAUUUCAGAGCAAGAAACGAUGGAAAUAGAAACACAAUGAAUUUUUUAACUUCACCAGAUAUGGUCACAGCCAUGAUUUAUUCAGGUGACAUUUCCUUUAAUCCGGUUACCGAUUCAAUAAAGUUGCCAAAUGGGGAAAGCUUCAAGUUUGAGCCUCCUGUUGGUGAAGAUUUGCCUAAUAGCGGUUUUGUCAAGGGACGUGAGGAAUUUUACCCUGACCCAAACCCACAGCCCAAGCCCGAAGUAGCUGUGAAUGUUAGUCCAACGUCGGAUAGAUUACAAUUAUUGGAUCCUUUCCAACCUUGGUCGGGAGAAGAAUUAUCUACGAAUGUGUUGUUGAAAGUUGAGGGAAAAUGUACCACUGAUCAUAUUUCUGCUGCUGGUGCUUGGUUGAAAUACAAGGGUCAUUUAGAGAACAUUUCAUAUAAUACAUUAAUUGGGGCAGUGAACAAAGAAACCGGUGAAGUUAACAAGGCAUACGAUUUUAAUGGAGAUGCAUAUGGUAUUCCUGAGUUGAUGAUGAAGUGGAAAGAUGAACAUAGACCAUGGAUUGUAGUAGCCGAGCAUAAUUAUGGUGAAGGUUCAGCAAGAGAACAUGCGGCAUUAUCUCCAAGAUUCCUCGGAGGAGCUAUGAUACUUGUCAAAUCAUUUGCUAGAAUCCAUGAAACAAAUUUGAAAAAACAAGGAAUGUUGCCUUUAACUUUUGCAAACGAGGAGGAUUACGAUAGGAUUCUGAGUACCGAUUUGAUAACCACACUCGAUUUGAAGGAUAUGAUUUCAAAAGAUGGUAAUAAUGGAGGUAACUUGAGGUUAAAAGUCACCAAAAAAAAUGGCGAGGAAUUUGAAAUUUUGGCUAAACACACAAUGUCUAAAGACCAAGUUGACUUUUUUAAGGCUGGAUCUGCCAUCAAUCACAUUGGUAAUUUGAAGAAAGCAAACCAAGAGAAAAGAGGAUAG
This is a messenger RNA of Lodderomyces oxycetoniae, 2397 nucleotides long. It is a transcript of the gene ACO2, whose product is annotated as aconitate hydratase. Bases 1 to 2397 code for a protein of 798 amino acids. Gene Ontology annotation, cellular component: cytosol; mitochondrion. The transcript has a single exon. Gene Ontology annotation, biological process: tricarboxylic acid cycle. NCBI's taxonomy places the organism in Eukaryota, Fungi, Ascomycota, Pichiomycetes, Serinales, Debaryomycetaceae. The record is from RefSeq and is a predicted model, not a curated record. Gene Ontology annotation, molecular function: 4 iron, 4 sulfur cluster binding; aconitate hydratase activity.